Molecule: messenger RNA, 901 nt
Organism: Eucalyptus grandis
Lineage: Eukaryota; Viridiplantae; Streptophyta; Magnoliopsida; Myrtales; Myrtaceae
Exons: 4
Coding region: 215-622 (135 amino acids)
Source: RefSeq, a predicted model, not a curated record
CUGAAACGAAGAACGCGUCUCGCUUUCCCCCUCUAGCUCCACGGCCGCUCCACCUCCGGUCGCCUCACCUCCGACGACUCGCCGUCGCGGUUCCUCCUCAUCGGCCGGUGACUCGGUCCGCUUCUCCGGUUGCGAUUCCGGUGCCUUCCAGUGGUGCUCUGUUCCGAUCUGAAGCUACUCCUCUUGUUAACCACGCUGCUAAAGACGAGGCAUUAUGAGUAAAGAAGCAACGCAGAAAUCUGGAGUUCCUCAAAUCAUCAAAUCUGACGUGGCUUUGAAACUGGCUGAACGAUGGGUCAAUAAUAUGACUAAAGUUGCUGAGGACGAGCAAACAGAGGCAAAAUCUGAGGGUCGACCGUCUAGACUUGGUCUUGGUGCAAAGUUUUCACAUCAAAUGAGACCUGGACUUUCAAAUGACCCUGUUGGAAGGAAAUUGUAUGCCAACUUGCAGUCUGGAAAGAGAAAAGCUGCAAAAGAUGCUGAGGAGUCCGGCCUAACUGCAAGAGAUCCGGGUGGUGAUAGUGAUAUCGAUGAUGAGUUAGAAAGCAGAGCGAGUGCUUUUGCAAAGAAGAGACCAAUUACUCCACCUGUCUCUUUAACAAUGAAGAAGAAACGGAGAUAACCACUUGAAAGGAUUACUUUUUUGGUCGUCAAAAGGAAAAUCUAGACCGUUGAACAGGGUUAGUUCUUCCAGAAGAUUAUUCCCCUUGUUUGCUGAGAUGGAAAUGCAAUAGAACUUCUUCAAUUUCCUACUUCAUAAGAGAGGUCCACUUAUUUAAUGAGUUUUCAAUGUGCUAGCCAAGUGAGGCUUGAUGUGAUCUCUUUUGUUACUAGUUUUGAUUUUCUUAUUGUGUAUCUUGUGUCAUAUUUAAUAAAUUGUUACUUUUUUUCUAAUAAAAAA